Messenger RNA from Aphanomyces astaci, 1104 nucleotides. RefSeq lists its product as hypothetical. NCBI's taxonomy places the organism in Eukaryota, Oomycota, Saprolegniomycetes, Saprolegniales, Verrucalvaceae. The record is from RefSeq and is a predicted model, not a curated record. The transcript is spliced from 2 exons. The coding region runs from base 1 to 1104 and encodes 367 amino acids. Gene Ontology annotation, biological process: proteolysis. Gene Ontology annotation, molecular function: zinc ion binding; metallocarboxypeptidase activity.
AUGCCAGGUAACGCCCAGUCGCUGUACUUUCAAGCCCAGGUCCACGCCCGCGAAUGGAUUACAGGCUCGUCGAUUCUGUUCUCGUUCGCGUCGAUUCUCGACGAUAUUGCCAACGAGAAACCCACGGCCGCCGACGCGUACGACUUGUACUUUGUGCCAAUCGUCAACAUUGACGGUUUUGAAAGCACAUGGAACGGGAACCGCACCCGGUUCCAGCGCAAGAAUGCCAACCAAGUCGAUUUGAAUCGCAACUGGCCGACUCCCUUCGAGAACCCCGAACACCCUCCGCAAAGCGACGAAACGUACCCCGGGCAGAAGCCCUUCAGUGAGCUGGAAACCGCAGGCAUCAAUUCAUGGCUGGAAACCAAACGCGACGAAAUCCAGGGGUACUUGGACAUUCACGCGUAUGGGGGGCUCCUCUUGUACCCGUGCGGGGACACCAAGCAGCCGAUCGGCGACGGGUUUGACGAAAAGUUCCAAGUGCUUGGCCGUGGUAUGCAAAACGUUAUGGGGUCAUACAAGCAGGCUUACAAGCUUCAACCGGCGUCUGCAUUGUACUUGGCGUAUGGAACGUUCGUAGAUUACGCGUUCCGCGAGUUCAAGAAACCCGCCCUGACGAUUGAAUUGGAGGGCUAUAAUUUUAUCACGGAUGCGUCGACCAUCAAGAGACGCGGUACCGAAGUGUACAAAGGCAUCAACGCAUUCGCUGAGGAAGCAACCGUGUUCAAUAGUGGGGGGGCUGCCAAGCCCCCGUCGCCCCCAGGAACAAAACCUGUGACACCGUCUCCGUCCGUAACGAAACCUGUGACACCGUCCCCGUCCGUAACGAAACCUGUGGAACCGUCCCCGUCCGUAACGGAACCUGUAACACCAUCUCCGGCCGUAACGGAACCUGUGACACCGUCCCCGUCCGUAACGGAACCUGUAACACCGACCCCCUCCGGAUCGAAACCUGUGACCUCGACCCCGUCCGUGUCGUGCAAUGGUUGCUCGGGAUGCUACUCUGCGUUGCUCUCGCACUGCUUUCCAAGAGGCUAUUCCCGUGCUCAAUGCGAUUCGUUCAACGGCGCUGGCUACCAAACCACGUGGUGUGGCAAUUUCUAG